This is a messenger RNA of Ananas comosus (pineapple), 1715 nucleotides long. RefSeq names its product protein bicaudal C homolog 1. Lineage: Eukaryota; Viridiplantae; Streptophyta; Magnoliopsida; Poales; Bromeliaceae. The transcript is spliced from 7 exons. Gene Ontology annotation, molecular function: protein binding. The record is from RefSeq and is a predicted model, not a curated record. The coding region runs from base 292 to 1302 and encodes 336 amino acids.
CUCUCUCUCUCUCUCCCUCUCUCUCUCUCUCUCCUCGGGAGCGAUUUUUGAAGCUUCUCUCUCUCUCUCUCUCUCUCCUCCGCUGCGCCCCCUUUCCCGGUGAAACCCUCGUCUUCGUCUCCUCCCUUCUUCUCUCUCCCUCUCCUCUUUGUCGCUUCUAGGGUUUCGUUCGAUCCCUUUGCCCCGCGGAGGCAGCUGAUUCGCCACCCUUCUUUCCCAUUUCUAGGGUUUCGGGUUUCGUCAUUCGGGAGCUUUGAUUUCUCUCUGGUGAGGGAUUCGAGGAGAAGGACGAUGUCGUCUCGGCCCCGUGUGACGAUCACGUUGGGCCGGAGUGGUCAGGUUGUCAAGAAGGGGCCUUUAUCUGAUCUUAGUCAUUCUGAUGAUAUGCCAUCGGCAGGAGAUAAACGGUCGAUCAGAGAGAGAUUGGGAAGCAACAUGGAUGAAUCUGAUUCGUAUGGAAGUUUGUACAAGAACAAACGCCAACGACUUGAAAGCCAUGCUUCAAGAUUCAGUAACAGAGAUUUGGAUUAUGACGAUCAGUUAUCCAUAUGGGAAGAUCGCCGCGUUGCGCGAGGUGAUCUGAGACUGAAACUUAUGGAGAAAAGCUUGUCUCAGAGAAGAAAUGCUGGUGCUGGAAAAGCCAAUUCUAAUGGAGUUGACCUUCGUGAAAGGCUUUCUCGAAACACUCAAAGUUCAUCAAGAUAUGAUACACGACAAGGUGCGCCAAGAUCAAGGGAGUCUGGCGUUGUUGUAAGGCGAAUUCCUCCUGCAAGAAGUGCGGAUGAUUUGCUUCAGCUAGAUUCAGUGAAGACCUCCUACACUUCUUGGAGAAGUGACGGUCUCAGGCGUAGUUCUCCUGAUAGACAUUUAAGUGCUUCCAGGGCUAUUUCCCCUCCGAGGAGUUAUGGGGAGAUGAGGAUGAGGCCCACCCUUAGAUCUCUUGGCACUUCGAGGCCUUCUAGUAUGUUGACAAAAGAUGUACCUAGUGCUUCAAGAUCAGCAGCUUAUAUGAGUAAUCCUUCUGCUCCUCUUGAUGCAAAAAGGCCAGUUGUGCCAUCUCUUCCUGCUGGGAACAUCGUUCAGAAAAGUUCUUUCACGACGGAAGAACCACUUACUGUAUCUGGCCUGCUGCACUCGAUAGGACUAGGGAAAUAUGCUAUUCUGUUUCAGGCAGAGGAGGUGGACAUGGCCGCAUUGAGGCAGAUGGGAGAUGGCGACCUCAAAGAAUUGGGAAUACCGAUGGGCCCUCGGAAGAAAAUUCUCCUCGCAAUGCUAUCCUAUUCAAAACAGCGGCAGCGGUGAGAAUAUAGUGGAAUUUUGGGUAGUCGUUAUGUCGCAUUUGAGAUCAUCACAACUUGAUUGUUGCUUAAACUUGCGAUUUUUAAGAUUGUUAAAUUCCGGGACCAUGUAUAUCCUCCGAUGUUUGCCUUUUCGAGCUCUAUCGCCUUCCAACUUUUAUUGGUGCUGCUUUUUUCUUAGUAAAUGUCCUCCACUAACCUCUCAUCCUGUCUCGUACUGUAUAAUCUCUGCCGCCGCCUGAUGAAUGGCGUCCUUUUUCUUUAGGAGAAAUUUUUUAAAAAAAUGGAUUGUCGGAUUACGAGUAAGAGGUGAGAUGAAGGGCUGUCAUGGAUGCACCAGGAGCAAGCUGUAUAUUAAUCCUGAUUUGUGACCUAAUAUAAUGUAGUUGUACACGAGUUAUCACUCUCUUUUUCUUC